AUGGCACACAGAGGAAACAUGAACACCUCGAGCAUUUACAGCACAUUCGGACGCUUCUUCCCAAACAACUUUUCUCUUUGGGAGCAUCUUCAGAAGAACUGGACCAGGCGUGAUUUGACGCCUUUCUCCAUCGACUUUCUGUUCGCGGGUCAUGAACCGGACACUAUAGUUUUAAUGGUGAUGUACGUGAUCUCUUUCGUGACCGGACUGGUGGGGAAUAUCAUGGCUCUGUGGGUCCUGACGCGCCGGAGGCAUCGUUUAUCUGGAGCUUCAGCCACCAGGAGACUCCUGGUCAACCUGGCGGUGUGCGACAUGAUGGUGGUGUGUGUCUGCAUGCCGGUUAACUUGGGACACCAGGUGUAUAACGCCUGGGUGUUUGGAGACUUUCUGUGUCGAGCUGUGCCGUUCGUUCAGGCGGUGUCCGUCUCUGCGAGUGUCCUGAGUCUGGCCGUGAUCAGUCUGAACAGAUACUACAGCGUCCACAGUCCUCUGCACGCCAGGGCUUUCUUCACGGCCAGCAGAAUGAUAUGCAUGAUAGCUGUGGUGUGGCUCGUGUCCUCGGCGUUAUGUCUGCCGUUAUUUUUCAUGAACACAACUAAGACGCUGUCCCUUCUAGACGAGCUGCAUACGGUGACCGUGUGCGUGGAAAGCUGGUCUAAAGUCAAACUGCGCCAGGGUUACAACUUUUUACUCUUCUGCGCGUUGUAUGGAUUCCCGGUGGUCUUUAAUUUAAUUAUUUGCUUCCUGACCGGUUGGAAACUGAGUAGAGGAGGCACGGCAUCAAUAUCAGAUCCCAACCAGCUCGCGCUGACCUCUUCGACAUCGCGCCUGAAAACGCGCAAGAGGAUCGCCAAAAUGGUCUUCGCGCUCGUGCUGCUCUUCACUUUCUCCUGGCUGCCUCUUUACACCGUGGACAUCUGGAUCGAUGCCAACAUCGCCAGCUCUCCUGAUCGAAACGACGAGAUGAGCAAUAUCGAGCAUCGUUGGAUUCUCCAGAGCAGACCCUUUGCGCAAUGGCUGGGUCUCACCAACUCGUCCCUCAAUCCCCUCUGCUACUGCUUUGUUGGAAACUUGUACAGAUCGGCCAAGAGGUUCAGAGAAAGCUACAGAGAGAAGAUGUCAUCGGUCUUGAGUCUGUCCAGUAAAUCUUCGAUUAGAAAUUCGGCGUCUAAAACCCAGCCGCGCAACUCUGGCUCGUCCAGGAGAUUUGCUUCGGAACCAAGGAGCUACACAGUUUUCAAGCUGACCAGAAGUAAAAGCGUGUCUUCGACGACCGUGUGUGAGAGUAUUUGACUUAUAGGGAGGAUGAGAAUUGUACAGACAGACUACAAACAAAGACGUUAAUGUUAAUAGAUUGAUGCUUUAUUAACAACUUUCAUUGAUAGGUCAUGAUCAAACAUCAUAUGCUGCUUAAUAGAGUAGUAGUUCAUGUAGGCCUACACUUCAGUCUAAAUAUAUAUUUUUAAAAGUUUCUUUGCAACACAAUAACAUGCUUCUAUUUUGCAUCUAUUUAUUAUUAGCUUUUUUAUAAUUAAAGAUUAAAAAGACAUUCCCAGAAUAAUUUUACUUUGAAGAGUAUUUGGCAUGUGUUU
This is a messenger RNA of Carassius auratus (goldfish), 1592 nucleotides long. RefSeq names its product QRFP-like peptide receptor. Gene Ontology annotation, molecular function: peptide binding; G protein-coupled receptor activity. The record is from RefSeq and is a predicted model, not a curated record. Gene Ontology annotation, cellular component: plasma membrane. Lineage: Eukaryota; Metazoa; Chordata; Actinopteri; Cypriniformes; Cyprinidae. Gene Ontology annotation, biological process: neuropeptide signaling pathway; cellular response to hormone stimulus. The coding region runs from base 1 to 1293 and encodes 430 amino acids. The transcript has a single exon.